This is a messenger RNA of Bombus pyrosoma, 1410 nucleotides long. RefSeq names its product GDP-D-glucose phosphorylase 1. NCBI's taxonomy places the organism in Eukaryota, Metazoa, Arthropoda, Insecta, Hymenoptera, Apidae. The transcript is spliced from 6 exons. Gene Ontology annotation, cellular component: cytoplasm. Bases 370 to 1410 code for a protein of 346 amino acids. Gene Ontology annotation, biological process: glucose metabolic process. Gene Ontology annotation, molecular function: GDP-D-glucose phosphorylase activity. The record is from RefSeq and is a predicted model, not a curated record.
GAUACAAAAUAAAUAUUUAAUAUUAUACAACACUUCUCACUUCAUCUAAGUAAUUAUGAUACUCAAAAAAACAAUAAAUAUAACUAGUUAAUCUAAAUAUGGUAUAAAUCUGUUUUACAUGUAUUAUAUUCACUAUUGCAUGUUCUAACUCACUGCAUUAUAAUUUUUUUAUCGUGUCAGUAUCUUUUAAUUUCGCAGGAAAUCUGCGGAGAAGUACAUACAUACAUAUGUAUAUAUACAUAUAUUACAUAGAAUAUUAACUAGGUUAUGUUUAGAUCACCACAUGGUUUAUACCUAAAAUAGGCUGUGGUUAGUUGUGCUAAAUGAUUUCAUAUUAUUUAAAUCUACAUAACAAAAUCCGACACAGUCAUGUCCUACAAUUCUUCUACUGAAGCGAAUUGUGUUUGUAGUGAAGAUAUUAAGAAAGACGAGGAAUCUAAUUUUGAUUUGGUUUUAAAAAAAAAGUGGAUGGAAGCCCAGAAGAGUGGAGUGUUUCGUUAUAUAUUAAACAUUCAAGAUUCGAAAAUAUUGGAAGGCAAAUAUCACUUUUUAGUGCAGCUAAAUAUUGAUCGCGGUUAUAAAAGAAGAUCUCCAGAAAAUAUUAUUUCAAUGAACCAACCUUUCAAUGAGAAAGAUUUUAACUUUACAAAACUUCUGUCAGAAGAACAAAUAAUGAAUUUAAAUAAUACAGACAAAGAUGAUAUAAUUGCAAUUAAUGCUAGUCCGAUUGAAUACUGUCAUUCUCUGCUGUUGCCACAAAGAUGUAAACAAUUACCUCAACUUGUAACAAAGCAUAGCUUAUUGAAAGCUGUUGAAUUGUUUUCCUUGAGUUUAUCUUCAUAUCUCAGGAUGGCUUUUAACAGUCUUUGUGCUUUUGCAUCUGUGAACCAUCUUCAUUGGCAUUUAUACUAUUUGAGAUGGAGGAUGUUACUGGAAUAUACUGAUCUUGAAGAAUAUGCAGGGCCUAUACAAAUAUUGGGAAACUAUCCAGCAAAAGGAUUUUGUAUAAAGUAUUCCAAUGUCCAGAAUAUGAAUGACUUUAUUAAUUGGGCAUUUUUGAUAAUAGACUAUUUGCAAAACAAACAAAUAGCACACAAUGUAUAUAUUACGAGAGGGAAAUCAAAUAUUAAAGAAAAUAAAGAAGAGUACAGAGACGUAAGAAUUUACAUUUGGGCCAGAAAAUCUACCGAAGGUGCAAAAGACAUUCAUGCGUUUAAUCUGGCAGCUUGCGAACUUUUUGGACACUUGUCAAUAAAAUCCAAAGAGGCGUACGAGAACGUUACGGAAGAAUAUGUAACACGCGCCUUGCGAGAGGCAACUGAAGAAACUUUCUCUUCUGUCGUUGCUGAAAUUAAAGCGUUAGUAGAGUCCCAAAUAAAUUCAGCUGCAGUAAAAAAACAGGCAGUGUAA